Molecule: messenger RNA, 996 nt
Organism: Kluyveromyces lactis
Lineage: Eukaryota; Fungi; Ascomycota; Saccharomycetes; Saccharomycetales; Saccharomycetaceae
Exons: 1
Coding region: 1-996 (331 amino acids)
Source: RefSeq, a predicted model, not a curated record
AUGGUCGAGCUACUGCAAGAUCUUCAAGCCAUUCUGCCGUUUCCUGAAGAUGCCAAAUCAUCACCUCACGUUAUAGAGUGGUUGAACGUAUUAAUAGGCAAAACAAACGAACCAAUUCAAUGUUUCUUGCCUAUAUGGUACUUUUCGUACUUAGAAUCCUACUCUAAACGGUUUCCAAAUGUAACGGUUGCUGACAAAUGGAAAUUAGUUCAAGAUUGGUUGAAUAAUCCUUCGUUGUUACUGAAUACUGGUGUUUCUGCGUUGACAUUAGGUGAAAGUUAUACUUUUCAAUUGCCUGAGCAAUGGGCCCGCUCAAUAGAGGAAUUUGGGCUCUGGAUCCAGCUUGAUGAACCUUACCGGAGAAAAGAUGUACCUUUCUAUGCUCAGCUAAGAAUAAUGGUCGGUGACGAGGAUGAGACGUUUGAAUAUCUACUGUUCGAUAACGAUGUGAAAGUGUCACUGAGUGACAAAUUUGAUCAAGCUGGUCUUUAUUGUAUUAAAUUCAAGACAGAGAGUCCGAUUGAUAUAUCUACUAUCAGUUCUCUGAAAGGUGACGGUUCUAUUGUGAACUGUACAUGGAUAUUUGACAUGCAGUUGUUCGUCGAAACUGAAGACGUUGAUCGUUUGCAAGACCUUCCAUUGGGUAGAGUAUUAUGUGUCGAUACUGCAAACUAUAGCCAGGGUAAAGACUGGGAUCAUAUUUAUGUUCCGUUUGAUCAACAAUUAUGUGACUUUUUGUACAAUAAGUCGGAUAAUUCAUCUGUUUUCGGCCAGCAAAUGCAGGAUAUUGAACCAGAAUUAAUCCAAAUACUAGAUCCUGGUUUCGAUUUUAAGCCUCUUCAUUCAUACAUCAUAAAAGGCACAUCUAUUUCGGAAAAACCAAUCGAUUUUUUCAAGCCCCAAGAGUACAAUGCGACAUCAAUGCAAACCGUGCUUUGUAGUUAUCAGAAUAAAAAAACAUUCGUAAACCUACUGGAAGAUAAUGAUGAGGAUUAG